AUGACAAAUUCUAACCUUGCUAAGUGGCUGAUCUUGUGUAUUUUCCUAUACUUGAUAAUCAAUCCUUCAACAUGCUCCGACGAAGAAACUGAUUUGCUGGCGUUGUUAUCCUUCAAGGCGAAAGUGAUCGACGCAAGAGGUGCUCUGGACUCGUGGAUAUCAAACGGCUCAACGGUGGACAGUUACUGUAGCUGGAGAGGCGUUUCUUGCAGCACAAGGCACCGAAGCAGAGUAACAUCCAUCGACCUCGAUUCGCAAGGGUUGACGGGACACCUUUCACCUCAUUUAGGUAAUCUUUCGUUCCUCAGACAUAUUAGUCUCAGAAAUAACAGUUUUUCGGGCCCGAUUCCCCAAGAAUUCGGCCGCCUUAGGCGGCUUGAGUACAUUGAGAUCAGCAAUAACUCUUUCAGCGGUGAGAUUCCGAGAAACUUAUCGCAGUGUCGGAAUCUUUACUAUCUUAACUUGAUUGACAACGAGCUCACCGGCAUUAUCCCGCCCGAGCUAAGUUCUCUCUCGAAACUAGAAGAUCUCGGCUUGUCCGACAACAUUCUUUCAGGAAACAUCCCCUCGUUCAUUGGAAACUUUACGUCUCUCGAACAACUUUCGUUGAGCAACUGUGGCUUGCAUGGCGAGAUUCCCGAGUCGUUAGUCAACCUCCGGAAACUGAUACGGCUCACGUUAGAUACGAACGAACUAACCGGAACAAUUCCUUCCGGUCUUUUCAAUAUCUCCACCAUUCGGUACUUCCUAGUGUUCACUAAUAAGCUCCGAGGGAAUAUUCCUCCGGAUAUCGGCCUCACACUUCCGAAUCUGAGGCAUCUUAGUUUGGGAGACAACAACUUCACCGGAGCUCUUCCCGUUUCGUUGUCGAACGCCUCGUUUCUUGAAAUCAUAGAGAUAUUUUCCAACAGGUUUACGGGGCCCAUGCCCAAAAAUCUCGGCAGGCUUUCGAACCUUUGGUGGUUCUCCGUUUUCUCCACCUACGUCGAAGAUGAUAUCGGUUUUCUUUCGUCUUUAACAAACUGCACUAGCCUCCAAGUUGUUUUGAUCCUCGAUAAUAUUUUAACCGGUUCUCUGCCGGUCUCGAUAUCCAAUCUCACCACCCGGCUAACAAAACUAGCAAUGGAAAUGAACCAAUUACACGGACCUAUCCCUUCCGGUAUCGGAAAUCUCGUCGGUUUGACCAGCUUGACUCUCUUCCUCAACCAUUUCAGCGGUCCGAUCCCUUCAACCGUCGGAAAGCUUAAAAAGCUGCAACGACUAAAUUUGAGCGCCAACAGAUUCACGAACGAGUUACCAUCUUCACUCGGUAACUUGACUUUGUUGAACACGCUAUACUUGACGAGAAACAACAUAUCGGGAAGUGUACCUCCGAGCCUCGUUAACUGUGUCAAUUUGUUAGAGUUGGAUUUUUCUCGUAACAAUCUUAGCGGUCCGAUUCCGAAAGAACUGAUGAGUCUUUCUUCGCUUUCUGUCGCCGUCGACUUGUCCGACAACGCUUUCUCGGGUUCUAUUCCAGCCGAAAUCGGUUCUUUGAGAAACCUCGCUUGGUUAGAUUUGUCCAACAAUAGAUUAUCCGGACUUUUCCCGAACACUAUAAGCAGCUGCACAAACUUGCAGUGGCUUUACGUCGAGAAUAAUUCGUUUUACGGAGAAAUACCUCAGGGCAUGAGUGAUUUGAGAGGCUUACUAGAGUUGGAACUAUCGACGAAUAACUUUUCGGGACCGAUCCCGAGAUUCUUGGCAGAGAUUCCUCUACAACUGUUGAAUAUUUCGUUCAAUAGACUUCAAGGGCCUGUCCCGAAUGACGGGAUUUUUCGUAACCAGAGUGCGUUUUCAGUCGAAGGGAAUACUGACUUAUGUGGCGGCAUUCCCGAGCUGAAACUUCCUCCUUGCCCGUCAAAAAAUCCCGAGACGAAGAAAAACUCUUCUGUUUCAUUGAAAGUCUUGAUCCCGAUUGUAGUUUCUGGUGCCGUAUUCGUCUCUCUCGUAGUGUGCUGGUACAUACUCGUUCGACGGAAGAAAAAGUCGAUAAAGAACCUAUACGUGUCGUCGUUCGAGAGCAAGUUUCGGAGACUUUCUUACGCAGACCUUUUAAGAGCAACGAGUGGAUUCUCCGAGGCUAACAUUGUCGGAAACGGAAGAUUCAGCACUGUGUACAAAGGAAUUCUCGACGAUGGAGAAACGACGGUAGCAGUUAAAGUACUCAAUCUCCGAGUCAGAGGAGCGGUCAAAAGUUUCGAAUCGGAGUGCAAAGCGCUGCGAGUUGCUCGACACCGGAAUCUUUUGAAGAUACUAUCUAUCUCUGUGAGCAUCGACUUCCAAAUGAACGAUUUUAUGGCGUUGAUAUUUCGGUUCAAGUCUAACGGAAGCUUGGAGGAGUGGUUGCAUCAGAGUAUAAGGUAUAUUCCGUUGAUGAAGAGGGUGGAUAUUGCGAUCGAUAUUGCGUCUGCGGUCGAGUAUUUGCAUAAUGGAACUGGUUCGAAAUCGGCUAUAGUCCACGGCGAUUUAAAGCCGAGUAACGUACUAUUGGACGAUGAUAUGACUGCGCACGUCGGUGACUUUGGAUUGGCGAAAGUGAUUUCCGAUAUUUCAACGAACUUUGCAGCAGACGAGAGCGCUUCUUCGGUUGCGGUAAAAGGGACCAUUGGCUAUAUUGCACCAGAAUACGGAAUGUCGGGUGUAAUUUCGACACAAGGGGAUGUGUAUAGCUACGGUAUACUCUUGCUGGAGAUGUUCACAAACGUAAGGCCGACGAGCGAUGCAUUGUCAUCAAACGAUCAAAAUCUUCAUAGUUACGUUAGGAAUUGCUUACCGAAUAGAUCGAUUGAGGUUUUGGAUCCGUUCGUAGUGCUAAACGAAGGCGACACGUUCAGCACUAGUGUUAUGAACUGUGUGGCUUCUGUAUUCGGAGUUGGAGUCGCGUGUUCGAGAGAGCAUGCACAUGAUCGGAUAUCGAUGGCGGAUGUCGUUAUCGAACUCAAACGAAUUAAGGCUAGCGCUUGUUCGAAUCGAGGAUUAUUGAACUAGUUAAUAUCUUUUAUUUUCUUUCUAUUUUGGUCAAGAUUUAAAU
Erythranthe guttata (spotted monkey flower) is the source of this 3073-nucleotide messenger RNA. RefSeq lists its product as uncharacterized. Gene Ontology annotation, molecular function: protein binding; protein kinase activity; ATP binding. Gene Ontology annotation, biological process: protein phosphorylation. The record is from RefSeq and is a predicted model, not a curated record. NCBI's taxonomy places the organism in Eukaryota, Viridiplantae, Streptophyta, Magnoliopsida, Lamiales, Phrymaceae.